UUGAAAUCAUUUUCACACGAGCAGCCGAAGCGAGCAGACCUGACGCAAUCAUAAGAUGAAGAUAAUACUAACGUUGGCCGGGGUCUUGGCCCUUGCUGUCUCCACGCCGACUCCUGUCCAAUCCAAGGUGGUCUGCUACUAUGACAGCAAGAGCUAUGUACGAGAAUUUGAAGGAUGCAUUUAUCCAGCUCAAGCACGUAUGCUGCCAUUGGACCUGGAUCCAGCGCUGUCCUUCUGCACACACCUUGUGUAUGGAUAUGCCGGAAUCCAGCCUGACACUUACAAGAUGGUGCCACUGAACGAAAAUCUGGAUGUAGACCGCUCCCAUGCGAACUAUCGCGCUAUCACGAACUUCAAAAGCAAAUACCCCGGACUCAAAGUUCUCCUCUCGGUUGGAGGGGAUGCUGAUCUGGAAGAGGAGCAGAAAUACAAUCUUCUGUUGGAAUCACCUCAAGCAAGAACUGCUUUUGUCAACUCGGGCAUGUUGUUAGCUGAACAACACGGUUUCGAUGGUAUCGAUCUUGCCUGGCAAUUCGCCCGUAUCAAGCCGAAGAAAGUUAGAUCUACAUGGGGUUCUAUUUGGCACGGCAUCAAAAAAACCUUCGGUACAACUCUCGUGGAUGAGAAAGAGGCAGAACACCGCGAAGGUUUCACUGCUUUAGUAAGAGAAAUGAAACAAGCUAUGAGUCUCAAGCAAAUGCAGCUAUCUAUCUCUGUGCUACCUAAUGUCAAUUCUACAAUUUACUAUGAUGUCCCCGCCAUCAUUAACUUGGUAGAUAUUGUAAAUCUACACGCUUUUGAUUACUACACAGCAGCUAGAAAUCCUAAGGAAGCUGACUACAGCGCGCCUACAUACAAACCUCAAAACCGUAAUGACCUCCUCAAUGUGGACGCUGCCAUUUCCUACUGGUUAACAGCAGGUGCGCCCAGUUCCAAGAUCGUCAUAGGAAUCGCCACCUAUGCCCGAACAUGGAAACUCGACUCCGACAGUGAGAUAAGUGGCGUGCCACCGCUUCACACAGACGGCCCCGGAGAAGCAGGACCUUACACAAAAACUGAAGGUCUUCUCAGCUAUCCUGAAGUGUGCGCUAAGUUGAUAAAUCCCAACCACCAAAAGGGGAUGAGACCACACUUGAGGAAGGUCACGGAUCCAAGCAAACGUUUCGGAACUUACGCUUUCCGUCUUCCUGACGACAACGGUGAUCCCGGUUUGUGGGUGAGCUACGAAGACCCAGACACAGCUGGACAGAAGGCCAGCUACGUUAAAUCAAAGAACUUGGGCGGUGUUUCCAUUGUCGACCUCUCAAUGGAUGACUUCCGCGGCUUGUGCACCGGUGACAAAUACCCGAUCCUUCGGGCUGCAAAAUACCGACUGUAAAGAAAUAUUUAAGUUAUUGAAUAGUCAAGCAAGCUUCAAGUCCUAUCUAUGUGUUAAGAACAACUAAUCCGUGAACAUUAGACGAAAUGUAUUACCUAUUUCGAGUUAAGAAAGUAAACUGUACAGUAAAAUCUCUUUAUUCGCAGGGUAUAUGUUCAUAAAAUUAAGACUUCGUUCCAUAGAUGGAUCAAUGUUCAUACAGAAAUCGCAAAGCUCAUUUGCCAUUAUUAAACCUUCACUUAGAUUUUUCAGAGUAAAUGUCACAUUUUCAAUGCUAGUUGAAGCCUCUUCUUCAAUGGGCUGUGAAUUUCAUCUUGUGAUUCAAGCAAUUCCUGAUUUACUAUCAUCUCCUAUUCCAUUUGAAAUUUCGGCUAUGUUUGCAGUUAAAGUUUCAACCUGCACGGAUUCUUCAUUUCCCGCAGUCAGAGCAAGCCAUAGUUUUUUCCAGCAUGCAUGACUUCAAUAUUUGGUUUCAGUUCUUCCAAUGAUUCUUUUAUGUUUACGAUGCAUUUUGCUAUGCCAAAUUUCUUCCAGCUUUUGUAUGAAAUUUUAGAUCUGCGAAUAAAGAAAUUUUUAAUCCGCGAAUAGUGAAAACGCGAAUGAUGGAAGCGCGAAUAGGGAGCUUUUACUGUAUUUGGAAUGUUUGCAUCGUAGUUUUAAGAAGUAUAUCCGAUUGAAAUUGUGUAUAUCUUAUUACUAAUAAAACUUUGACUAACGAACUCUGCACAGUUCGUGAUAAAUAAUUUUGACGAUAUCUUUUUCUAAAUUUAUCAAACUAAUUAAUGAAUGAUAAUUAUCUUUUUAAAGUUCUCUGUUGAGCAUUUGAGCGCGGGCACAGAGUUUAUAAAUCAAGUUUUUUUUAAUUGGUUUUGUGUAAUAAAUAAUAUUUCCUAAAA
Molecule: messenger RNA, 2274 nt
Organism: Pieris napi
Lineage: Eukaryota; Metazoa; Arthropoda; Insecta; Lepidoptera; Pieridae
Gene: Idgf
Product: chitinase-like protein EN03
Exons: 9
Coding region: 56-1378 (440 amino acids)
Biological process (GO): carbohydrate metabolic process; chitin catabolic process
Cellular component (GO): extracellular region
Molecular function (GO): chitin binding
Source: RefSeq, a predicted model, not a curated record